Ictidomys tridecemlineatus (thirteen-lined ground squirrel) is the source of this 663-nucleotide messenger RNA. The record is from RefSeq and is a predicted model, not a curated record. NCBI's taxonomy places the organism in Eukaryota, Metazoa, Chordata, Mammalia, Rodentia, Sciuridae.
AUGUCUCCUUUUCCAUCUAAGAAACUUGCUAAAUCAUCCAAGAGUUUAUGGUCCCAGAGCAGCUUCUACACAUUUGAGAAGGCUGCAUCUUGUAUCACUGUCAUGGACCACCACCAGGGGGCAGAUGAGAGCACCCCAGGACCCUGUGUUCAGGAGCCCAUCCUCCAGGGCUGGGAAGAGGAAGAAGGGGGCACAUGGUCAGACCUCCCCAGAGAAGGUGGUGUGAGGCCAACGCUGAAGAUGCUGCUGCUCCUGCUGCUUCUGGGGCCCAGCUCUGGGCUUGGUGCUCAUGUCUCUCAACAUCCAAGCAGGGCCAUCUGUAAGAGUGGGACCUCCGUGAAGAUCGAGUGUCGCUUUGUGGACAUCCAGGCCACAACUGUGUUAUGGUACCAACAGUUCCCCAAACAGAGCUUUGUGCUGAUGGCACUCUCUAAUAUGGGCUCUGAUGUCAUAUAUGAACAAGGUUUUGACAAGGAAAAGUUUCUCAUCAGUCACCCAAACCGCAGCUUUUCAUCUCUGAUGUUGACCAGCGCACAUUCUGCAAACAGCAGCUUCUACUUCUGUGGAGGCAGUGACACAGCGCUGGAUGGAAGUCAGAGACCUAGGCAAGAAGAGUUGCAGCAGCUGGUACCUCCCCCCUCACAGACCCCAGGGGCCCUAUAG